AUGAUGGCAUAUGCUUCACUGAGAUAUUCUUUGCUUUCAGAAGCGGAACAAACACGCCAACCAGUGAAUCUUCUCGAGUGGUUGGGUACACGGGUUUUGGCACGAGUCUCGGGCGAUGCUUAUCAACCUGGUUCAAUCAAGAAUGUUCAUGACAACAGGGACGUCGUUGUACAGGUUGGAAUGAUGGAAGUAAAGUCGCUCGAAAUCUAA
Haemonchus placei is the source of this 210-nucleotide messenger RNA. Lineage: Eukaryota; Metazoa; Nematoda; Chromadorea; Rhabditida; Trichostrongylidae. The record is from the annotation of a GenBank genome assembly.